GCUGCAUCUGGAAGGAAAGCACAUCUACAACGAUGUCAAUGAUGUGGGUAGCAAGUGUCCACACGGCUGCAUCCAUGUGGCCAUCAUCGACACCGCCGGCGAGGCGAUGCGCCCCGCAGCAGCUGCGGUGCUCGUUACCAGAGCCGAAGCGGCGGUCGGCAGACUACCAACCCAGCUCCUGGGACUACGACGCCAUUAUGCGUCUCAAGGAUGGUGGUAACCAUACAAAUCAAAAUCAUGACCAGGUCGUCUCAUCAAGCUUUGAUAACCUCAUGAAGAGUAUGAUGAUGAGCAAACACGACCAAUCUUCUUGUAAGCUUAAGUUCAUUGACAUGGUGCAACGACUCGGCAUUGCCUACCACUUUGAGCAAGAAAUCUACGACAUCCUCAGCUCCAUCCACAAAAACCCUCAUCACGCUAAGAAAGAUCUCUCUUUUGCGGCCUUGAGGUUCAGAUUGCUCAGAGAGAAGGUUUUUUCAGUCUCCCCAGGUAGUCAAUUAAACGAAAACAACAAGAACAUUUGAUUUAUUCAUUUUUUCCUUUUUGUUUCAUUCAUAAUUGAGAGAAUAUAAGACCAUCGCACGUAAUU
This is a messenger RNA of Lolium perenne, 589 nucleotides long. Lineage: Eukaryota; Viridiplantae; Streptophyta; Magnoliopsida; Poales; Poaceae. The record is from RefSeq and is a predicted model, not a curated record.